UUACUACCCUUUAGGUUAACUACUGCGACUUCACCUUCUUCCACUCGAUUCCGGCGACGGAAGUUCUAGAGUUCGCUCCAGCGCAGGGCUCGGGGAGAACGAUGCGAAUCAUCUGAAACUGAAAGCUAGCUCUUUUAUCAUCAUUGAUGGCGUCUAGUCACCUUCCAUGGAUUUCUGGUAAGGAUUGUGCAGCCAGUGCUGAGUCUGUUGGGGAGAACGAAAUAGACGAAAUGGAAUACCUUACCGAUAGCGAGCAGUAUGAUUCUGAAGAUGAAGACGAGCAGGAGGCGAAAUUCGUCGAAAUCAUUACUGAAAUGACAGAUGAGCUUAGUGGAUUGCGAACUCUCAUAACCAAGGCAACGCAACUCAUUGUUAAAGUGCUUGGCGAGAGCAAGGAGCUCUGUAAUAUGAGGGAGAACGUCCUGUCGGAGCUUGAAAAGAUUGAAGGACUCACUCGACACGAAGUGAUUGCUGCUAUGAGGAGGCUGAGAAACGAAGAUAGGCAGCUUGAGUUGUUUUAUAGUUUGGAUAACAACUCGGAUCGCUUGCUUCUCGUGCAAGCAUUACUGUGGGAGUAAAGUAAGAUCUGGGGUUCUCUGCCCUUCUCGACAUCCAGCCAGCGUAUGCACGAAGGUUCCUCGUGAAUUGGGGCCUUCUUUUUGGUAUUAUAUUUUGCAGUUCGGCAUGGGAAAUGGCAUGAGGUGUAGCAGAGUAGUAUAUAUUUUGAGCAACUCUCUGUAAUUGACAUGGAAGAUGAACUGGGAUAGCUAGGCUGUAAAUUGUG
This is a messenger RNA of Linum tenue, 784 nucleotides long. NCBI's taxonomy places the organism in Eukaryota, Viridiplantae, Streptophyta, Magnoliopsida, Malpighiales, Linaceae. The record is from the annotation of a GenBank genome assembly.